AUGAGCUCUCAAACACACACGCUCGCUAGAGAUGAUCACGUGAAUCUAUCAGUAUACGCCCCACUCCCCGCUCAAGUAUCCCAUGCCCUUCAAUCCUUAGACUUAUACACGGACGCUGUCUCCUCUUUCCUCGACCACGCUUCAGGCUUCGCAUACCUACUCACUCAACGCGAAUGCUUCGUUUGGAACUACGCAAAGCGCGCUCUAUUCAGCCCCACAGCUUACGUCUUCCCUUGUCCAUCUCCCAUCCACUCGUCUUAUUCGUCCAAUUCCUCUCUACCUGCUGCUAUUCUCACUUGUCCAGCAACCUCCCGCGAGCCUGGUCUCCUUCUAAUCUCCCCUAACGGUAUUUACCGAUUCUGGGAACACGUCGGUAUGGCCCUCUCUGGCGUUGAUAGGUUUAUAGAGGGCCAACUCAACGAUCUCGCUCAGUCUGAGUCUGUUACUGGCCUAUUUGAGUCUGAUCCUUCACAUUACAUCCUCACCACCUCCUUUACAAACCUCAAACAUAUCAUUCUCGCCCCUUCACAAGGUAGACUAUAUCCCAUCGUUAGACCCUUCCCUCCGACACGAGGUGUCUUUGCAAGACUCUUCUCCUCCGCCGCUUACUCAACAUCUCAACAAUUCUCUGCACUUGCACUCUCAAAACCCGAUCAAUUCGGUUCGAGAGACCUCUUUGCUCUUGGUGAGCGUUCCGUGCAAGUUUGGUCAAUUGGCUAUGCCUCUGCUGCUGCGUCUUCAUCAAAUGCUUCUAAAUUCAUCGGCCAGUACAACAUUCGCGAUUCUAUAGCUGAUCAUUUGAUACCGGGUACUGGUCUCGAUGUGCACACUUGCAAAUUAUCUGUAUCUAUACUAGAUGCUGCCGUUACAAAUGACAGCAAAUUAGCUGUCCUUGUCUCUUACGUUGCACCAACUAAUAACAAUGAUGAUGGUGACAAGGACAAGGUUCAAUCAUACGCUCUUUGUUUGCUCAUACACACCCAGGAUCCAACCCAGCCAUGGAGUGUCGAUAACAUGAUAAAUCUCAAUUACCAAGCCAUUAUUGAUCCACGUCCCUACUCCACUCCAAAGCUAAUCGUUCAUCAAGGCGGUCCUGCCUUCUUUGUUGUCUUCUCAGAUGCCAUUCUCAUAUCAACUCUAAACGACAAUCUAAAAUACUCAAUGUUGUUACCACUCCAAUACCCCCUCAACAACAAAUUUAUCGGUUAUGGCCACGCAUCAAUUGAAUCCAAUACCGCUUCCAUUUUCUCACUCGCUGUGAAUGGCGGUAUAAUCUCUAUUAAGAUGGAUCUAGAUAGGCUGGAGUCAGACUCGAAAAAUCAGGUCGAUCCUGCUGCCAGACUAACAGCAACGUUAAAGAGCAGACUCGAACAAGCAAUUUUCUACGGCGAUAGAGAACACAACCCAAUCUCAUUUGCCAUUCCUAAUGCAUACAUUGAAGGUGAUUUGCAAGAGGCUACCAAGUCUGUCAGUAGGGAUAUUUUAUCCAGCAGAUCUGCCAACAUGCCCGUUAUCCUCGAUUUAAGAGCCCAGAUCUACGAUCGCUCAAUCAGGUGCCACAAACUUAUUCAAUACAUUAGUGAAAAUGGCUUGCUUGGUAGGUUGGCCCCAAGUACCCGUAGACAACUCUGCGAUGAUGCUGAGAAGCUGGUUGCUGCGAAUGAGUUGUGGCUACAUGAGAAUACUGAGGAUUCCGGUACAGAAAGUCUUUUAUCGACGUCAGUGGAAGCGUACAUGAACGGUGCCGAUCUGAAAGAGGAUAUCGUGCGCAUGUUUUUAAAAAAGAAGGUCAAAGAUAUCGGUGUGCUCAUCGAAAAAAUGAGCGGGCUAGUUAGCGACUACAUGGAAUCAAAUCCAGGUAUAGAGAAGAAAUCGCAACUGAUACUGGAAUCAAACCGUUACAUUCUCGCCACACUCUCACCUUCGUUCAAAUUCCGUCAACAGCAGAGUGAGAUAUACGGCUUAGAUGCAUCUGCACGAGGUUUUGAGUCGUGGAUGGCCAAGACUAAGAUGCUACACGUCUUGGAGAUGACUUAUGAGCGCACAAGGAAGCUGCUACGCGACAGAACGCGUGAGUUGGGAUCUAGCAUCGAUGAUAACCCUACCGAUUACGAGAAUGCCCCAUCAACGAAAGCGACACAGAAACUAAUUGGUAGACAGAGUGAACAGGAAGAGUUGCGUCAACAGCUCUGCUCUAUUGCUGAACUUACAAUAGAGUCGUACGAGGAUCGCAUCGACUAUCUCAAGGCUUGGUCUAAAACGGAGAAAGAAUUAGCAGUCUUAUCGGAUAAAUUUAAUCGCACUCUCCGCCCUAACCUCAUACACCCCCUCGUAACUAUAGAUAAGGCUGACUUUGCUUUCGAUCUCGCUGAAAGACAUGGUGCGUUUAGGAUUCUCACAGAGUUGUGCACUGCAAGUGUAGGCAGUAUUGAUCGUAUCAAGUAUUACCUCGAUACAUAUCAGGAAGAAUUCGGGUUUGAAUUGUAUAAGUGGUACGUAGAAAAUGGUAAAUUGUGGACACUAUUUCAACAUGAACUUCCUUAUGGCGAUUUGCUUUACAAGUUCUUCAAACAGAGUAAUAACGGACGCUUUGCGUGGAUGCAUGACUUGUCGUCAGGGCGUUACAUAGAUGCUAGCCAGACGCUGAUAGACGAGUCGUCAAGGGAAUCCGAAUUGGCACCGAAGCACCUCUUACUCAGUCUGGGUAAAUUGUCUCAUAUCGCCAACGUUGAUAUCGAUACUUUCGAAAGCACAAAAACACAGCAAGAGGUUGAAGCUACCGAUGAUAAACUCGACUUGAUCAGUAUGCACGGUAAACUACUUGAUUCGUUCCAAACACAGCUCCUUCAAGCUGGAGAAAGCAGCGAACGGAUGGAACUAGACGACAAGGUGGCCAAAAUCACUGAACUUGUAGCGUCUAGGUUGGAUUUAUCGGGGUUGAUUAGUCAUCUCCACAAUCUUAUCAGGGGAUUACUCACAGGGAAGGCGCUGGAUGCUGAAGAUUUGGUCGACCUGCUCACACUCAAGGACAACUUCUAUGAGCAGGUCGGGGAUUAUGCUUCGGCGAUUGAUGUAUGUGUGAGAGCGAAGGAUGUACCUGAUAAACGCGCACACGCUUCACUCAAAUCAAUUUGGAGAAGAGUCUACCUACGCGAUGACUGGGUCACGCUGAGUAGUACGAUGGGUAUGAACGAUAACCAACUCGGUGAGAAUCUCCGCCAAUCUGCUCUGUAUGCUACCAUCCAACUUGCAUCUGAAAAUGAUCACCCUGAAGCACUAUUCCUCACUCCUAAAAAAUCACUCAACAAGCUCACAGAUAAAGACUUGCUGGCUCGUUUCCCAGCUAUGUCGCAGGAGGAGGUUGCGUCUAUAUUGCACGAUCUUCAAGAAGAAAAUUCACGACUCGAAACUUUAAUUAGAGAUUAUAACCUCGAAAACUGGUACAAUGAAGUGUUGAGAAUACAUUCUGAGGACUAUCCAAAGGAAGCAGCCGAGACACAAGAGCAGGAGCAGGCACAGGAGCAAGAAAUGGACGAGUCGUAG
This is a messenger RNA of Wallemia ichthyophaga EXF-994, 3543 nucleotides long. Its product is annotated as Nucleoporin. Gene Ontology annotation, molecular function: protein binding; structural constituent of nuclear pore. Bases 1 to 3543 code for a protein of 1180 amino acids. The record is from RefSeq and is a predicted model, not a curated record. Gene Ontology annotation, cellular component: nuclear pore outer ring. Lineage: Eukaryota; Fungi; Basidiomycota; Wallemiomycetes; Wallemiales; Wallemiaceae. The transcript has 4 exons. Gene Ontology annotation, biological process: protein import into nucleus; transcription-dependent tethering of RNA polymerase II gene DNA at nuclear periphery; poly(A)+ mRNA export from nucleus.